Molecule: messenger RNA, 368 nt
Organism: Rubroshorea leprosula
Lineage: Eukaryota; Viridiplantae; Streptophyta; Magnoliopsida; Malvales; Dipterocarpaceae
Source: the annotation of a GenBank genome assembly
AGAAGGUGAAUUGGUUGAGCUGAUAAAAAGUUAUGGGAUUAAAAAAGAGGAUAUGGAAAAAGCAGAGAGAAUGUCAGUCGUGGCAUUGUGGUGUGUUCAAGACUCGUCAAGAGCUAGGCCACCAAUGAGUGCUGUAGUGAAGAUGCUCGAAGGAGGAGUGGAGAUCAUACCACCUCCUAAACCCACUCAUUUACUGUUCUCAUCGUUGGGGGACAAGUGCAGUCAAGCCACCAAAUGCUGGCACUGGUUCAAGUCCCUUCUCGAGUGAAGAAUCCACUUCUUAUUGGUAUAAAGAGACCACUUCAAUCAUGGCCAAGUAUGAAAUGCAAGUGGCUAGUAGUUAACAAGACUAAAAUGCAGUUUCAUAC